CACUGACAAGUCAUGAUGUGCCUGCCAUCAGUACUUACUGUCUUCAGUCUUCUCAUCAUCGGUGUUCAUGCCAACUGCAAAUCUUCCAUCUCCAUGUUGAAGCUUCAGGGGUUCACUGUACGUUCUUUCCAAAGUCCAAGCAUCCAUGAAUGUUUUCAGAGUUGCAAGAAAAACACGGACUGUCUUAGCAUUAACUACUACACAAUAGGUUCUUUGUGUGAACAUAACAAUCGUACGAUCUCACAGGAACCUAAGAAUGCUGUACAAGAUGAACGUGCUACAUACUUUGACGACCAAGUGGACAUCCCAUACAGAGAUUGCUUGGAGAUCUACGAAUCAGGUGAGAAACGUAGCGGCAUCUACCCAAUCAAGCCCGACAGCCAAAGACCCUUUCAAGUCUACUGUGACAUGACAACUGACGGAGGGGGGUGGACAGUGUUCCAGAGAAGACAAGAUGGAUCUGUUGACUUUUAUCGUGACUGGCAGCAAUACAAAAAAGGUUUUGGGGACUUGAAAGGUGAGUUUUGGUUGGGUAAUGACUACAUCUAUCGCCUGACAGCAAGAACACCCUGGAGUCUAAGAGUGGAUCUGCAGGACUGGGGAGGAGUGCAUAAACAUGCCAAAUAUGGUAGUUUUAGUAUCAGUGCAGAGUCAGACAAAUACAGACUAAAAGUAUCCUCGUAUUCAGGUACUGCGGGAGACUCGUUUGCACAGAGGCACAAUAAYCUUUACUUUAGCACCAAAGAUCGUGAUAAUGACCCAACUGGGAGUGGCAACUGUGCAGUUACAUCGCACGGUGCCUGGUGGUACGAUACAUGCUAUAGUAGUAAUUUGAAUGGUUACUACUUUCAAUCACCUAAGAACAAUUACACGGCAAUGGCUUGGGACAGUUUUCACUCAGAAAUUUCAUUGAAAUCUUCUGAAAUGAAAAUACGUCGUUGAAMAUUWUUUGGAAUAUUUUCUUACCGUGUGAAACAUUUUAAGYCRAAAAARCAUCAAGCAAAGUUGGAAAUGAAAAAAAAAAAAAAAA
Actinia tenebrosa (Australian red waratah sea anemone) is the source of this 1030-nucleotide messenger RNA. RefSeq names its product ryncolin-2 pseudogene. The record is from RefSeq and is a predicted model, not a curated record. Lineage: Eukaryota; Metazoa; Cnidaria; Anthozoa; Actiniaria; Actiniidae.